AUGUGCUCGACCGUCGACGGUUUCGAAAUUUGCAUCGGCGCCUGUCUGGACAAGGGAGGGCAGGUAGAUAUGGUAUACCUUGACAUGUCAAAAGCGUUUGACCGAAUCAACCAUAAGCGAUUGACGCAGAAAUUAGCAAAUUCGGGUAUUGGCGGUAACCUACUAAAAUGGUUUCAAUCGUACUUGACUGACCGUCGUCAACGUGUUACUGUACUUGGUGUAACAUCGAAGUCUCUACCAGUUUGUUCAGGCGUUCCACAGGGGUCAAUACUCGGUCCUGCACUGUUUCUUCUUUACGUGAAUGACCUACUCGAAGCACCCACGUCCAGUCGAGCUGCAAUGUUUGCCGACGACACCAAGAUAUUCUCCGCAAUUCAAUCACAGAACGAUGUUACCUCUCUACAAACUGAUCUUGGAACCCUGGAACAUUGGUCAACGGUAUCUGGGCUAUCAUUCAACCAAUCCAAGUGCAAACAUCAAACGCUAACGCGGAAAAAAGCACCAGUUGCUUCCUCGUACAAGUUGGACAACUCAAUCAUAUCCAUUACUGACAACGAAAGAGACCUUGGCGUGUGGCUGUCAUCAGAUUUAACGUGGAAAAAACAUGUGAACGAGCAGACAGCGAAAGCGAAUAAGAUUCUGGGAUAUGUUAGAAGGAACACAUUGUUUAUUCAAAAUACUGCAGCCAGACGAGCGUUAUACCUGGCAUUGGUUAGGUCGCACUUUGGCUACGCAACCAGGGGCGUAGGAAGCACCUGGAGUUUGGGGGGGCACCGGCUUGUAGGGGCACAUUACUAUCGGAAAGGGCACCUAAAAAAAUUUUCCCGGAAAUGUUGUCGACCUUGCUUAGGGAAUCUCACUUUGCUGUGUCGUUUGUCCUAACCAAGCAGACUAAACAUGGAACUACAUGCUUGGCGCUUCCAUCCAGGCCUUUUGUCAUCGAUCUUACGGUUCACGUUGACAUAUCACCGAAUCCAGGACCAGAUGCUCAGUGCAAAUCAGAAUACGGCAAAUCAGAUGACAAACUUUUGUCUUGUGCAACAGCAGCGGCAUUACGCUCGAUACGAUGUUCGCGAACAGAUUUACUAUAUCUACUACGUUUUCAAGAAGUUUCGAACAGUUUCAGAUGAGUGGUAUGAAUUUAGGAAAGGGACAAAGAAAUCCUACAAGGCAUCACCAGAAAAUUACUAGCCACUCGGUUUUGAAUACUAAUGAGCAUUGGACAAAUGGGCAACAAUACUCCAUUCAAACAAGGAUAACAACACAGUCACGAAACCAACGUCAAAAAACAAUAAUUUAACCGAAUCCACCUUUUUUAGUGAAUUCUCUACUUUACUUGAAGAACUUGUACCUUAUUCUGGUAGUGGUAGUGUCCUUAUCGCAGGAGACUUCAAUUUCCAUGUUAAUGACUCAAGUAAUGCAUCUGCGAAGAAGUUCCUCAAUUUAUUGACAUCAUUUGACUACAGAAACCACGUACUUACUGCUACUCACAAAAAAGGCCACACACUGGAUCUAUUACUAACACGAUCUGACGACAAAUUUGUAUCAAACAUAGAUGUCAUUGACCCUGAAAUCUCUGACCACUCGGCGGUGAACUGCAAACUUUUGCUUGCUAAACCACCUUCCGUAAGGAAACAAGUGAGUUUCAGAAACACAAAAGCGAUUAAUUUCGAUUUGUUUCGUACCGACAUAAAAAAUUCUAGUCUGCUUAAAACACCCAAUACAUCUACGCUUGCCGAAUCUUAUCGAACCGUACUUUCUACAUUGCUGGAUACCUAUGCACCUGUUAAAACCAAGACAGUAACACUACGUCCUGCUACUCCUUGGUAUACACCUGAGAUUCAAGAACAGAAAAUUAGAAAGAGGCGCUUGGAACGUCGAUGGAGAACUACCAAGCUUACAGUGGAUAGAGAGGUGUACACCCAACAAUGUAUUGUUGUAAAUAGGACUAUCUCUGCAGCAAAAACCAACUACUACAAAGACAUGAUAAACGACUGUGGCUCGGACCAAGGAGAACUUUUCAAGAAAAUAGAUAGGAUGUUUAAAAUGCCAGUAGAAGGGAAAUACCCAUCAUGUGCUUCAUCUGAACAGCUUGCAAAUAACUUUGCAGAUUUUUUCGACAACAAGAUAGAUUCCAUCAAAAAGGAUUUGUCCACAAAAUCUGCAAAUCUAUUAUGUUCUCAUAUCAUGGACACAACUUUAUUAUCAAAAGACACCAAACUUGAAUCAUUUGCGCCUACAACGACGGAGGAUUUGCUUGUGCUCACACGAAAACUGGUUAAAAAAUCAUGCAUACUUGACCCAAUCCCAGCGAAGGUACUAAUGGAAUGUUAUACUGAUUUAUUACCGGUUAUCACUAAAAUAACUAAUAUUUCACUGGAAACAGCCACUGUGCCAAACAAUUUAAAAUGUGCUGCUCUUGAUCCAAGACUUAAGAAAGAUAGUCUAAGCACUGACGAAUUUUCAAGUUUCCGGCCUAUUUCAAACCUUAAAUUUGUAUCAAAAUGCAUAGAGAAAGUGGUAGCAACUCAGUUGGAUCAACAUAUCACAAGUAAUAAUUUGGACGAACCCAUGCAAUCUGCGUUCAAGAAACACCAUAGUACCGAGACGGCAUUAAUAAAGGUCCAAAAUGACAUUCUACAAGCCAUUGAUAAUCAAAAUUCCGUGAUUUUAUUGCUGCUUGACAUUUCUGCCGCCUUCGAUACGAUUGAUCACGAAAUAUUAUUGUCCAGGCUAUCCUCUAGAUAUGGAAUCACUGGAAAGGCUCAUAAGUGGUUUGAAUCAUAUCUUAAUGAAAGAACAUUUACGGUGCAUGUCUCGGGUGGUCAAUCCACUAAACGCACUCUAGGAUCUGGUGUUCCACAAGGUAGUAUUUUGGGGCCAAUGCUUUUUUCACUGUAUAUAGCACCAAUUGGAGACCUUAUGAGAUCAUUGGGCAUCGACUUCCAUCUUUAUGCCGAUGACACGCAAUUAUAUGUUACUUUCAAAUCAAAUAAUCCAGACGAUCUGAUAGUUGCAAAAACGAAGAUCGAAGAGUGUGUCCGUGAAUUAGAUGAAUGGUUGACCAUGAAUAAGCUAAAGUUGAACAGUGACAAGACAGAGAUACUGGUGUUUUCUGCUCGCCAUCGUCCAAGUCCAUCUUUGUCUUAUAUAAAUGUUUGUGAUGAUGUCAUUGGCCUCUCUACCAAGGCGAGAAAUAUUGGGAUUAUAAUGGACUCAAAUGUUACUAUGGAAUCACAAGUAUCAACCAUUUGCAAAUCUGGAUUUUAUUAUUUAAGGAAAAUCAGUAAAGUACGAAAAUAUCUCAGCCUUAAAUCUGCAGAGAUUUUAGUACAUGCUCUGGUUACAUCCCGACUUGAUUUUGGAAAUGCAUUGUUACACGGACUAUCGAACACUGCUCUUGAGCGAAUCCAGAAAGUUCAGAAUGCAGCAGCACGAAUUGUCACAUUAACGAGGAAAAGAGAUCACAUAACACCAGUGCUAUUCAAUCUACAUUGGCUGCCGAUCAAGGAAAGGAUUCAAUAUAAGAUACUAUUGAUCACUUUUAAGGCUUAUCUGGACAAGCACCAGGAUACAUUUCUGACCUGUUGGAAGUUUAUGUGCCUAGGCGAAAUUUAAGAUCAUCAUCAGAUAGGAAAUUAGUAGUUCCAAAUUAUAACUUGGAAACCUAUGGUAGACGUUCCUUUAGGGUAUCUGCACCAAUAUUGUGGAAUAAUCUGCCUCAGAAUGUAAGACUAUGUGAAUCUAUAGGAUCUUUUAAAUCAGAAUUGAAAACACAUUUGUUCCGAAUUGUAUAUAAGGAUUUUAUUUAGAGUAAUUUUAACUAUUUUUAGAACGAUUUUUAUAGUCUAUUUUACAAAACUUUAAAUUAAGCAAUUGUUGUAUAAAUAUUGUAAGUUGUAAAUUGUAAAGCGCAUCUGGACAUUUAUGGAAGAUGCGCUAUAUAAAAAACUAAUUAUUAUUAUUAUUAUUAUUAUUAUUAUUAAAUAUCGUUCUCUGCUAUAUUAAAAGACAAUGUCAAUGUUGAAUAACGUAGUGGGCUACUGGGCUUAUAUUCGGGAAACUUAUAUUUGGGGGGCUUAUAUUCGAGUGGGCUUAUAUUCGGGGAGGGGGGGGCUUAUAUUUGGAAUGAUGUAAGCGUUAGUAUAUGUGGUGGGCUUAUAUUCGGGGGGUGGCUUAAAUUCGGGGGGGGGGCUUAUAGUCGGAGGUUUACGGUAUCACAGUCGUUUAGAAAGAAGAUCCUCCCUCCUCAAUACAGAUUACAAGAUUAUUACGAAAGUUCUGGUAAAUCGUGUUAAACCUGUUAUGCCCACGAUAAUUCACCCGGAUCAAUGCUGUUCUGUCCCUGGGCGUUCAAGUGAAGAUAAUGCGACUCUCCUAUACGUGACGUAUGUGACUAUCUGGAAGUUAAUGAACGAAUGGCCUGCGCCUUUAUAUCGAUCGAUCAAGAAAAAGCGUUUGAUUAUGUUGACUGGGACUUUUUAG
Messenger RNA from Paramuricea clavata, 4485 nucleotides. Lineage: Eukaryota; Metazoa; Cnidaria; Anthozoa; Malacalcyonacea; Plexauridae. The record is from the annotation of a GenBank genome assembly.